AUGAAUUGUGCAUUUUGUAAGAAACCUGACCAUACUAUAGAUGGUUGCUGGAAGAAGCAAGGGAAGUGUUUGAGAUGCGGUAGUAGCGAGCAUCAAAUUGCUGGAUGUCCAAAAAUGCAAGGUGGGACUACCCCAAACGCUAGACCAAACACUUCUGGAGGAGGCCGGCCGACAGUCCCUGCCAGAGUGUAUGCUAUAGGUGACCAACCUGUACCUGAUUCCUCGGAAGUGGUGAAAAGUACACUCCCGAUUUUUCACCGAUUAGCUAAAGUAUUAAUUGACCCUGGUGCAACCCAUUCAUUCGUAAAUCCAUCUUUUUUGUUUGGAAUAGAUGUGCAACCUGUUAGAUUACCCUUCGAUCUUGAAGUUAGGACACCCAUGGGUAGUAAGAUUGUAAUCACUAGCUUGGCUUAUAAGAAUUGUGAAUUCUGGAUUGGAGAGCGUAAAAUGCUAGUGGAUCUGAUCAGUCUGGACAUAAAAGGUUACGAUGUUAUAAUAGGAAUGGAUUUUCUAGGCCAUCAUCAUGCUAAACUUGACUGCCGAGCAAAAGUGGUGGAAUUUUGUAUACCUGGUGAAGCAACCCUGAGGUUAGACGUCAAGGGUAGGUUAGCAUCAUCUGCUAUGAUCUCAGGAAUUCGAGCAAGGAAAAUGUUGUCUAAAGGAGCGCAAGGUUUCUUAGCCUUCUUGAUAAACGCUCCCAGUGAUCAAGUAAAGCUGGAGGAUGUACCAGUGGUACGGGAAUUUUCGGAUGUUUUUCCUGAAGAGCUAAGGACUCUACCGCCGGAAAUAGAAGUGGAAUUUAAGAUUGACUUGAUGCCUGGAACGGCUCCAAUUUCUAAGACCCCGUAUCGAAUGGCUCCUGCCGAGUUAAAAGAAUUGAAAAUUCAAUUACAGGACCUGUUGGAGAAGGGUUUUGUGAAGGAGAGUGAUUCACCAUGGGGAGCACCCGUCCUAUUCGUUAAGAAAAAAGAUGGAAGCUCGAGGUUAUUCAUGCCUUUUGGAUUAACCAAUGCACCAGCUGCUUUCAUGGACCUGAUGCAGAGAAUUUUUAAGAAGUAUCUGGAUCAGUUUGUAGUGGUUUUCAUAGAUGAUAUCUUGAUUUACUCCAAAACUCGAGAAGAGCAUGCUAAGCACUUAGAGGUGGUUUUGCAGAUACUAAGAGAACAUAAGCUGUAUGCCAAAUUCAGCAAGUGUGAGUUUUGGUUGACUGAAAUAUCUUUUCUAGGGCACAGAGUUUCUGAAGAUGGAAUCGCCGUGGAUCCGGCAAAAGUUGAGGCCGUUAUGAAUUGGAAACAACCAGAAACUCCAACUGAAGUUAGAAAUUUCUUGGGUUUAGCAGGAAAAGCCAAUGUGGUGGCUGACGCUCUUAGUAGGAAGGCCCAAGUAGCAGGGUUAAUGGUAAAAGAGUGGGAUAUGUUAGAAGAAAUAAGUGGUUGGAACCCUCGUGUGGAGAAAUUGAAGGUUCUAUUUGGGAACUUAUCAUUGAAGUCACCGUUACUAGAGCGUAUUAAGGAGGCCCAGAAAAUGGACCCUAUGAUUCGGAAGCAUUUGGAGAAAGUGCAGAAAGGGGAAACCCUAGACUUCAAAUUAGGAUCUGAAGGUGUAUUGAGGUUUCGAGAUCGAAUUGUGGUUCCGGCAGAUGAAGAGAUAAGAAAAGAAAUUUUAGAAGAAUCACAUCGAUCGAAGUAUACUAUACAUCCAGGUGUGACCAAGAUGUAUCAUGAUGUGAAGGGAUUAUACUGGUGGGAAGGUUUGAAAAAGGACGUGGCAGCAUUGGUACAAAGAUGCUUGAUCUGCCAACAAGUAAAAGCUGAACAUCAGAAACCCUCUGGUUUAUUGCAACCGUUAGAAAUCCCUGAAUGA
Molecule: messenger RNA, 1863 nt
Organism: Coffea arabica (coffee)
Lineage: Eukaryota; Viridiplantae; Streptophyta; Magnoliopsida; Gentianales; Rubiaceae
Source: RefSeq, a predicted model, not a curated record